Molecule: messenger RNA, 318 nt
Organism: Ipomoea nil (Japanese morning glory)
Lineage: Eukaryota; Viridiplantae; Streptophyta; Magnoliopsida; Solanales; Convolvulaceae
Product: 3-ketoacyl-CoA synthase 5-like
Exons: 1
Coding region: 1-318 (105 amino acids)
Biological process (GO): fatty acid biosynthetic process
Cellular component (GO): membrane
Molecular function (GO): acyltransferase activity, transferring groups other than amino-acyl groups
Source: RefSeq, a predicted model, not a curated record
AUGCACGUGGUCCGCACGCACAAGGGCGCCGACGAUAAAGCCUAUCGCUGCGUUUACGAGCAGGAAGAUCCGCAAGUGAAAGUCGGAAUCAACCUCUCAAAAGACCUAAUGGUGAUCGUCGACGAAGCCCUGAAAUCCAACAGAACCACAAUUGGCCCGCACGUUCUCCUGCCAUCGGAGCAGCUCCUCUUCCUCUUCACCCUAAUCGACCGGAAAAUCUUCAAUCCCAAAUGGAAACCCUACAUUCCCGACUUCAAACAGGACUUUGAACACUUCUGCAUCAACACCGGCGGCCGCGCCGUCAUCGACGAUCUCUAG